Lasiodiplodia theobromae is the source of this 1083-nucleotide messenger RNA. Its product is annotated as Endo-1,4-beta-xylanase A. Gene Ontology annotation, biological process: carbohydrate metabolic process. The record is from RefSeq and is a predicted model, not a curated record. The transcript has 3 exons. The coding region runs from base 1 to 1083 and encodes 360 amino acids. Gene Ontology annotation, molecular function: hydrolase activity, hydrolyzing O-glycosyl compounds. NCBI's taxonomy places the organism in Eukaryota, Fungi, Ascomycota, Dothideomycetes, Botryosphaeriales, Botryosphaeriaceae.
AUGAAGAUCCUCGAUAUCGCCGCCGUUGCUGCGGCAGCCUUCCAAACCGUGGCCGCCGCGCCCACCACUUCCGAGCGUCACGAUGGCGGGCGUCCGAAGGGCCUCGGUGACCUAGCGAGGAAGUCGGGCUUGCUCUAUUUUGGCACGGCCAUCGACAACGUCGCGUUUAACGACUCCAGAUAUCUCUCCAUCGCGUACGACAAGCACGAAUUUUCGCAGGUGACGCCGUCGAAUGGGCAGAAGUGGAUGUACACCGAGCCCUCGCAAGGUGUCUUCAACUUCACGGCCGGAGACCAGGUCGUCGAUCCGGCUGUCCGCGCGGGUCAGCUUCUUCGCUGUCAUGCUCUUCUCUGGCACAAUCAACUGCCCGACUGGCUGACCUCGGGGACCUGGACGCGUGAGGAACUUCUGGAUAUCCUCGAGAACCAUAUCAAGAACGUAGUCACCCACUACGCCCCGACCUGCUACGCCUGGGACGUCGUCAACGAAGCCUUCGACGAAGACGGCACACUGCGCUCGACCAUCUUCUCCUCGACCAUCGGGCCCGACUACAUCGCCCACGCCUUCCGCUUCGCCCGCAAGCACGCCCCGCCCACCACCAAGCUCUACUACAACGACUACAACAUCGAAACCAUCAACGCCAAAUCCGACGCCGCCCGCGCCCUCGUCCGUUCCCUCCUCUCCGACAACACCAGCACCGCCGCCCCGCUCAUCAACGGCAUCGGCCUGCAAUCCCACUUCAUCGCCGGCAGCAGCCCCUCGCGCGCCGACCAGGCCGCCAACAUGGAAGCCUUCCUCGCGCUGUCGCCCGACAUCGACGUCGCCAUCACGGAGCUGGACGUCCGCGUCGAGCUGCCCAACGACGCGGCCAAGACGGCGCAGCAGGCCAGCGACUACGCCGACGCCGUGGGUGCGUGCGUGGAUAACGCGCCGCGUUGUGUUGGUGUCACGGUUUGGGAUUUCUACGACCCGUUGAGUUGGGUGCCGAGCACGUUUCCGGGCGAGGGCGAUGCGACGCUGUUUUGGGCGAAUUAUACGCGGAAGCCGGCGUAUUAUAGUAUUGCGGAUGUGUUGAGGGGUUGA